Molecule: messenger RNA, 1226 nt
Organism: Lycium barbarum (goji berry)
Lineage: Eukaryota; Viridiplantae; Streptophyta; Magnoliopsida; Solanales; Solanaceae
Exons: 7
Coding region: 16-891 (291 amino acids)
Cellular component (GO): intracellular anatomical structure
Molecular function (GO): pyridoxal phosphate binding
Source: RefSeq, a predicted model, not a curated record
AUGUAGAAUGCACACAUGGUUGAGAUGCAUAUUUUAGGAGAAUUGCGUAUUAUUUACGCCCCAAUAAAUUCGAACCAAAAGAUGAACACUCAAGAAAAACCAGUGGAAGAGGAGACAACGACGACAGGCGACAAAGAAGAAGAUUCAUCAAGUGCAGUAAUGUCUGCUGCUGCUUCCGCCACAGACGGCGUCGCGGCGGCGGCACUCCGAUCUGUAAUUCAGCGGAUUCAACACGCUGCCGCACGACCGGACCAAGUAAGGCUGGUUGCUGUAAGCAAAACGAAGCCGGUAUCUCUCCUCAAACAAGUCUACGAUGCAGGUCACCGUUGUUUCGGUGAAAAUUACGUCAAAGAGCUUGUCGAGAAAGCUCCUCAGCUUCCAGAUGAUAUAGAGUGGCAUUUCAUAGGGAAUUUGCAGAGCAAUAAAGUCAAGCCACUUUUAAUUGGAGUGCCAAAUCUUGCUAUGGUGGAGACUGUAGAUGAUGAAAAGAUUGCAAAUCAGCUUAACCGUGUGGCUGGGGACAUUGGAAGAAAGCCAUUGAAAGUUUUUAUCCAAGUUAAUACAAGUGGGGAAGAAACUAAAUCUGGUGUUGAACCAGAUGGCUGUGUGGAGCUUGUGAAGCAUGUUACUUCAAACUGCCCUAAUCUUGAAUUCUGUGGCCUGAUGACUAUUGGAAUGCCAGAUUAUACGUCAACUCCUGAGAACUUUAAGACUUUAGCAAGAUGUAGAAGUGAGGUUUGCAAGGCACUUGGAAUAUCUGAAGAUCAAUGUGAGCUGUCGAUGGGCAUGUCGGGCGACUUUGAACUUGCUGUUGAGAUGGGCAGCACAAAUGUUCGAGUUGGAUCUACUAUAUUUGGUGCAAGGGAAUAUCCAAAGAAGCAAUUGAACUAAGCUUGAUGAACCCAUUUUUGUGAAAGAGCCUGAGGCAAACUUGUACCUUAAAAAUUUGCAGCUUGAUUGCAACAUCUGGAGCCUUCUGCAGAUAACUGAUAUGAGCAGCUUCUUGUUUGUACAAUGCGACUAUGGACCUCAUUGGCUAUGUGGCCUAUAGCAUCCGUUUUGUAUUUUAAUUAUUAUUAGUUAUUAUUACUGCUGAGCAUAGUCUUAAGCUGUGAUCUAGACGUUCUUAAUAAUGUCAUGAGAUUUGAUAUACUCUCUUCUAGAUGUACUAAUUGAUGAUAUAUCUUUAGAAUAAAGACUCAUGGCCUGGUAGGCUGGCCCUUGGA